Chaetomium globosum CBS 148.51 is the source of this 1608-nucleotide messenger RNA. RefSeq lists its product as uncharacterized. The record is from RefSeq and is a predicted model, not a curated record. Lineage: Eukaryota; Fungi; Ascomycota; Sordariomycetes; Sordariales; Chaetomiaceae. The transcript is spliced from 3 exons. Bases 1 to 1608 code for a protein of 535 amino acids.
AUGCCUGUCAUGGCGAAGCUGUCCGCCGACCCCUUCUGGCCUCCAGGCACCCGGGACAGUGACAUGCAUGUCCCGUUCCCCAAACUCACCACCGACUCCUCCUCCUCGAUCAUCUCUCCCCUGACUCUCCCGCGCGGUGUCCACGGAUACUUUGACCACGUCGUGGUGACCAACAGCAACAACCCCACACACCCUCGUCCCGUUUCGCAACCUCGAGGAAGUCAAAUCUAUUCGCCCUUGUCACCCCAUAUCCUGCCAGCCGCACAGCAAGCACAGUUCCAAUACGAUCAGAGCCGGUCGAGCAGUCUCCCGCCAACAACUCGCAACGGGGUCACAUCGCCCAGACUGCCAGGAAACGGAUCGAACAAGAACCAAGAUAUGGCGGCUGGGCUCACCAACAAAACGUUGGGAUCCCCGGGAGGCGGACUAGCCUACUCGCGGUCCGUCUCGGCGGACGAGGUGACUUCAUCCAGCCAUGACUGCAUGGUCCGACGGCUCCUUCAGCAAAAGGCGAGGAUGCAGGAGGCUUGGGAAGCGGAGCGCAAGUACCUGGAGGCGAACCGCGAGCGAGCCGAGGAGGUGUACAAGGAAGAACGGGCCCUUAUGGAGGAGGAGCGCGCCGAGUGGGAGGCCGAGAAGGCGGUUUUGGUGGGGGAAAUCGAACGGCUGGGAGGCACCAACCCCUCGUUGUCUUCGGAGAAGAGUUCACAUCUCGUGGGCCAGAAUGGGGGGUCAGCCGCCCGGAAUGCGUCUUCGCCGUUGCCCAUACCGGGCCCGAGGGCCCAGGACCUCGCUUCCCCAAGGUCACCGAAUGGGCCCAGCGCACCCACGGCCGAUUUUCUGAAGCAAGAUGAGGCACUCGAGGCCGCCGCCGAGCCUAUUCCGAUCGUUGACGUCAAGGAAAUCCAUCCAGAGUUGGAGGGCAUCCCAAUCAAGGCUACCAGCGUAAAGAAAGCCACCUUUAGAGAUACCGGGUCACAAAACGGGUCUAAAUCUUCCAGCCCAUCUGGCUCUCCUCCGUCAGGCUCUGAUCAACCCCAGAGCCCGCGGGCGAAGAAGGAACAAACCCUCCAAGUUCUGGCAGCCAAGGAAGCGGACCGCCUCACGAUGCACGCUGGCCACACGCCAAACCAUUCCCUCUCGUCGGUAGCAACCGCUGUUUCCUCAGGAACAGCUACUGCAACGAGCAACAGCGGCGACAGUACCCCGACCAUGCCGCAUGAAGAGGUCGCGAGCCAGGGCACAACCACUGGCGGCGAUGGGGGCGGCGUAUCUGGAUCGCAACAGGGCCCACUUAUGGUGAGGAACAUGCCGGCCCACGACGAGAUAUUCUUCCAGAAGCUGUCCGACAAGCUGGAAGAAGUCAGCAAGGACAACGUGGCUGCACUGCCGGCAGUGUUAAAGGACUCGGAACUGGCCAAGCAGACGGCACCACCAGCCGCCGGGGAAACGAAAACUCAGGCCGAAGACCAACCCGGCGCCGGUUCUGGGGUUGACUCCGAGGAUAAUAAGAGCAGCCCGAAAAGCGGCGACGAAGAACAGUUCGACGUCCCCUUGAAGUUCAAAAAACGCAUGAAUUUUGGCGCGCCCUUUGGGGAGUUCCGGUAG